GAAAUGAUUGGUUCCUACAUUACAUAUUUCGUGAGCGCUAUUAAUAAUAUUCCCCCUCGAAUUACAAAUGCACAAAAUAAUUCUGUGCUCACUCCUAGGGACAUACUCAGUGAGUCUUCUUCAUAUGCAGGACCUGUCAAAACAGGCAUACCUGCAGUAAAAAAAACAAUAGAGUUAAAUAUACAUAGCAUCACACACAGAACAGCUGGUUUUGUGGGUGUAAGUAAAACAUGUGCACUGCUGAGUAUUCCAAUUAUGUCUGGAAUUAUAUCGUAUAAACUCUCUCUAUAUUUUAUGGCACUAAGCAGAACAUUUGGUAUAGAUCACCAUAAAAGAAGCAAAGAGAAGAUACCAGAAUCAAUUGGAUUGUCGUCCGCCAUUUCCUUUGUGCUUUGUAUAUUUAUUCUUUCUUCAUUCUUUCCCAGCCACAAGGAGAGCCUUCUCAUAUUUUCCAAUACAAUCAUUCUGAACACUCUAAUGGGGUAUGUAGAUGAUACGGUGGAUCUAAGCUGGUCUUGCAAACUGCUAUUCCCAAUUAUUGCCACCUUUCCUUUGAUUAUAACGUACAGUGGAAGUACUUCAAUGGUUGUUCCAUUCUACGGUGUAUAUAACUUGGGAAAUAUUUUCUAUGCAUUGCUAAUUUUACUGGGAAUAUACUUUACAAAUGCUAUUAAUAUUCUGAGUGGGAUUAAUGGAGUAGAGUGUGGUCAAAUACUAGUAAUUAGCAGUAUGAUGUGCGUUGAUAGGUGUGCAUUCCCAGAUGACAAGAGUACAUUAAGCGCACUUCUCUGCCUAUCACUAUUUACAUCUUCUUAUGGAUUAUUUAUGUGGAACAAGUAUCCAUCUAAAUGCUUUGUUGGUGAUGUAUUCUGUUACUUCUCAGGAUCAGCUCUUCUAUGCAUUGGGUUAUUCGGAGGAUUUAUGAAAACUCUUUUCCUGUUUCUUAUUCCACAGUUGUUUAAUUUUGUGUUAAGUACGCCACAGAUGUUUAAAAUACUCCCAUGCCCCAGACAUCGAAUGCCCUCUGUAAAGCAUUUGGAUGGGCCAGAAAGUAUUACAGUUCUUGUUCCCUCAACCAUGCAGUGCAAGAAGACUUACAUUGCCACGGGAUAUUUGCGCCGGGCAAUAGUAAGAGUAUAUAAAUUCUUCAAUCUUAUAUCAUACACUGAAAAUGAAGAGACCAUUGAAAUCAGUAAUUUUACUAUUCUAAAUGUUAUUUUAGUAUGGUGUGGCCCUAUGCAAGAGAAAACUCUCUUUUUUAUAUAUUCAGCUAUUCAGGCCGCAGUAUGCACAUUUGUUAUACUAAUUAAAUUAUACUUUGCCCCAAAUGAGUCCGAGUAAUCAGUACUAACUAAAAAUACUUUAAGUUGUCUAUAAAACAAGAUUGAGCAACUGUGCAAUAGAUUUUAAGUCUAAAGCAUAUUCCUGCAUGAAAUUAAUAAACACAGAAUAGUUGUGUAUUCUUAAUAAAACAGUUAUAUUUACA
Messenger RNA from Nematocida parisii ERTm1, 1486 nucleotides. RefSeq lists its product as uncharacterized. Gene Ontology annotation, molecular function: UDP-N-acetylglucosamine-dolichyl-phosphate N-acetylglucosaminephosphotransferase activity. Gene Ontology annotation, cellular component: membrane. The record is from RefSeq and is a predicted model, not a curated record. The transcript has a single exon. The coding region runs from base 4 to 1341 and encodes 445 amino acids. Lineage: Eukaryota; Fungi; Microsporidia. Gene Ontology annotation, biological process: dolichol-linked oligosaccharide biosynthetic process; protein N-linked glycosylation.